UCUCUGGCUCUGUGCAGAGCUGAGGGGAACAGUAGGACCGCAGACCGACAGGAGGACAGGAGGACGGAGUCCCACACAGAGAGAGGGGCGAUGGCUGCCGGUGCAGCAUGCGGGGAAUCGGUGGAUCAGUACCGGGCCGAGGUGGAGCGUCUCACUGCGGAACUGGCCGAGGCGAACCGGGAGAAGAUCAGGGCUGCUGAGUGCGGGCUGGUCGUCCUGGAGGAGAACCAGGCGCUGAAGCUGAAGUAUGCAGACCUGGAGACCGAGCAGGAGACUCUCAGGAAGGAGUUGGAGCAGUUACAGGAGGCGUUUGGCCAGGCUUACACCAACCAGCGCAAGGUGGCAGAGGACGGGGAGACCAAUGAGGAGACGUUGCUGCAGGAGUCGGCCUGUAAGGAGGCGUACUACAUGGACCGUCUGCUGGAGCUGCAGACGGAGGUGACGCUGAGUCGCUCUGUGGCGUCCAACGCCCAGUCUGAGAACGAGAGGCUUAACGCACUCGUACAGGAGCUGAAAGAGAGUAACGAGAUUGCUUUCCCACAAGUGUGGGCCGCAGCCCCCUGGUGGGCCGCGUGGGUACUGCAGGUGGAGUACGAGGGACUGAAACACGAGAUAAAGGUUUUAGAGGAGGAGACCGUUCUUCUCAACAGCCAGCUGGAGGACGCGCUACGCCUGAAGGACAUUUCUGAGGGUCAGCUGGAGGAGGCUCUGGACGCCCUGAAGAGCGAACGUGAGCAGAAGAACAAUCUGAGGAAGGAGCUGGCCCACCACAUCAGCCUGAGUGACAGCGUCUACGGGGCGGGGGCCCAUCUGGCGCUCACUGUCACCGGGGUCGAAGGUCUCAAGUUCCCGGAGGAGACGAACGGGACCAACGGCACCAACGGCAGCGCAAUCCCUGCUGCUAACAGCAACAAUGAGGACAGCAACCGCCGCAACGGCCACCUCCACGCUGGCACCGGAUUGGCUAAGAUGAACGGGGAGUUUAGAUCAGGCAGGAAAGGAGACGGCCUGCUUCCUGUGCCCGACCUGUUCAGUGAGCUCAACCUGUCGGAGAUGCAGAAGCUCAAACAGCAGCUGCUACAGGUGGAGUGUGAGAAGGCGGCGCUGCUCAUGAACCUGCAGGAGUCCCAGACGCAGCUGCAGCACACGCAGGGCGCCCUGACCGAGCAGAGCGAGCGAGUCCAUCGCCUCACAGAGCGCGUCAACACCAUGAAGUGUCUGAACGGAGACAAAGAGCUUGAUGACCCGCGGGAGAGUGAGAAGCCUGACGGCGGCUCCAUAUCGCCACCAACCAACGGUCACCAUGAUCCUGAUAUCCACGGGUUCGAGAUCCUGGAGUGUAAGUACAAGGUGGCGGUGACGGAGGUGAUCGACCUGAAGGCAGAGCUCAAAGUCCUGAAGGAGAAGUACAACCAGGCUGUGGAGGGUCAGGGAGACGGCCACAGUGACGACAGGGCCCACGCUCUCACUGAGCAGGUAACUCAUUUGGAGCGCAGUUAUCGGGAGAGCAGGGAGAGGGUGGCGAGCCUGGAGGCAGAGCUGCGAGCAGCCACGAGCACGUCCACAGAGAGUCAGGGCAUGCUGAACGCAGCACAGGAUGAGCUGGUCACCUUCAGUGAGGAGCUGGCUCAGCUUUAUCACCACGUCUGUCUGUGCAACAACGAGACACCGAACCGCGUCAUGCUGGACUACUACCGACAGAGUCGCGUCACACGCAACGGCAGCCUGAAGGGCUCAGACGACCCGCGGGCUCUGCUCUCACCUCGCCUGGCGCGUCGUCUCGCAGCAGCGUCCGCAGCCUGCUCCUCCGACUCACCGCGCAGUCCCAUGGACUCCCCAUCCAAAGACGCGCAUCACAGCGAGACAUCGACACACAUGGCAGACUCUUCAUCGUGCCAUAGCAGCCCCACACGUAACCCCCCAGGCUCCCCAUCCAUCAGCAUCUCUCCCUGCCCGUCUCCAGUGCCCUCAGAGGGCGGCGGGGACCUGCGGAAGGAGCCAAUGAACAUCUACAACCUGAACGCCAUCAUCAGGGACCAGAUCAAACACCUGCAGAGGGCUGUAGACCGCUCGCUGCAGCUGUCCAGGCAGAGGGCCGCAGCCAGGGAGCUGGCUCCGAUGCUUGACAAGGACAAAGAGUUGUGCAUGGAGGAGAUCCUCAAACUGAUCUUACUCAGCACCAAGAGGGAGCAGAUAGCCACACUCAGGCUGGUGCUGAAGGCCAACAAACAGACAGCAGAGGUUGCCCUGGCAAACUUGAAAAGUAAGUAUGAGAAUGAAAAGGCAAUGGUGACUGAGACCAUGAUGAAGCUGAGGAACGAGCUGAAGGCUCUGAAAGAAGACGCCGCCACCUUCUCGUCUCUCAGGGCCAUGUUUGCCACAAGAUGUGACGAGUAUGUUACACAGCUGGAUGAGAUGCAGAGGCAGCUGGCGGCGGCAGAGGAUGAGAAAAAGACGUUGAACUCCCUCCUCCGGAUGGCCAUCCAGCAGAAACUGGCCCUGACCCAGCGGCUGGAGGAUCUAGAGUUUGACCACGAGCAGACCUACCGAGGCCGCGGCGCUAAAGUGCCCAAGAUAAAAAGCAGCCCGCCCAAAUUUCUUGUAGAUUGUCAGCAGCCUGCUGCCUCAGUACCGUCACUCUCCCCACAACUAAGGCGAGGGAGAGCCUCCCGAGCCCGCAGUCUUAAAUUAUUGGCAGACCACGCAGUCCUGUCGAGCAGAAGCAGCCUUCUCUCCCCCUGCGACCCUCGUUACUGUCUCACCAAGCAGCCCCAGCCCCCUGGCACCUAACCAUCCCGCUCCAGCCCGGGUCCUGGUCCCAGCCUGGUAGGAGUCCUACAGAGACAGAUACGCUGGCGGGGAGUUCCCUCAGAUAACCUCCCCUUCCCCAGCCUCAAUCCAAUCUGGUGCUUACUGGACUCUGUGACCACACCCCCUCCCUCCCACGGCACGCCUCCUGGUUACCUGGGUCACAGAAGAAGAGCAGGAUGUUCUCUUCUUCUCUGGAAAAAAAAAAAGGACCUGAGGCUCAAACACGCCAGAGUGAUAAAUCAGGGGAAUCUUUUCCCUUAUCGGUAUUAGUAUUUAUUAAUUAUUUAUCUACUCUGUCGCUUAUUUAUUAUAUUCAUUUGUGAAUAUUUUUGAGAUAUUUAUUACAGGAAUGUUUUCUCUUUGUUGUUUGUCAUUUUUAAAGAUGAAACAGAAGACAUUAGGUGUUAAACUGCUGUGAUUACGCCGACUUAAAGCAGUCUUUUCUGCAAAAAAAAAAAAACAGGUUUAAAACUCACCUAACAGUACUACACAAAUCUUAAAAUGUUAGAUUCUGCAAAUAUGAUAAUCAAAAAACAUGUAUGCCAGUUUCCGGAGCAGAGUGAGUACACUGGGUUUGACACUGGAGGUGGGCCCUGAUGGGUGGAUUUCAGCUCCCUUUCUAACGUCAUUCUCUACUCUUUCUUUGAAUGCUUGUGUUUUUUAUACAGAGAUUUUAUUUGCAAAUCAUGUGCUUGAAGACUAUUUUAUACCUCUUAUAAUUUAUUUAUUUUUUACAGCAGACUCUAGUGACAUUGGUGUGUCUGUUUUGUAGCUCGGAUCUCCUCAGAGACCGAGACGGAGACGAGAGGCGGAGUGUGUGAGAUCAGGACUAGGGCUGUUGGCCUGGUUUUUCAUUCUUUCUUUGCCUUUUGAAUUGCACAGGUUUAAGUGACCAUGGAGUGAACUGACCUCCAUCUUUUUAACACUAGCUGAAGGCAGAGGAUUCCCUAAAGGUGUGCCUCUUCUAGUGCUACAGUCCCUGUGAGGAUAACUGUUGUAUUCACAUCCAUAAAGUGUUGUCUCUUAGCGGUCACAGCCCCUGAAAACUGUUAUUAUAGUUUCUCCUGCAGGGACAGAAAUGUGUGAAAAGUGACAUUUCUCAUAUCAAAUGCUUCACCUGUCUGUCACUGUGGAAUCUCCAUGUGUAUCUGCCUCCACAUGCUUCCUCCUAUCAGUAUGCAAUACUGUCCAAGCACAAUUAUGCACUAUGCAUUAAAGCAAUACAUUAGCUCCGGUUUAAGAGUGAUUUAAAAAAUACAUUUACCGUAAUGAAAUCUUUCAACAAUUUCUGUCCCGUUGAACCAACCAGCAGGCUGAUAGCAAAAACAUGUCUCAAUCGUACAGAUACAGACUGUUUUGAUCUGCAGAGGAACGGAGAGCAAAGUCGUGCUGACACGGAUGUAAUGUGUGACGUUUGUUGUUGCAUCAUUAAAGUCCUUCUCUCUGGAUUUAAACCCUCAUUAUGUCUUCGAUGUAAAUGUUCUCCUCGCUGCAAUGAAUUCAAACUUUUAUCCAGAUGGAUCUAAUAGAAAAAGUGAAAACUCCAAAGCCAGUAAAGUGUUGUAGUAAGAGAUCCAAUCAUCUGUGUCUCAUCAGCGAUGGAUGAGUGGACUCGUUUUGUGUCUCUGUGUAGCUACACCUGUGGGAUCUGUGUUCGUUCAAAUUGUCAAUUUUGCAGCUACAGAGUGAUCAAAUAAAAAGAGGAGUCCAAAACAAAAAAAGCUUCUGAACCCUCUGGACACAGGCUCAUUGGUGACCCAGCUCUCCUGAUUUGUGUGCACAAGAGAGACAGAGAGACUAACCCAAUAAAAGAUGAUAGACCACCCUGCAUUAAGAGAAUGGUAGCACUACAGUUUGCUGUACUACAGUGGGUUUCAGUGAACGUUGCUCCUCCAGUUUAAACAGUAAUAAUUGGUUUCAAACGUGAAUAAAAGACCUGCCCUUGGA
Labrus bergylta (ballan wrasse) is the source of this 4758-nucleotide messenger RNA. Lineage: Eukaryota; Metazoa; Chordata; Actinopteri; Labriformes; Labridae. The record is from RefSeq and is a predicted model, not a curated record.